Molecule: messenger RNA, 1012 nt
Organism: Trifolium pratense (red clover)
Lineage: Eukaryota; Viridiplantae; Streptophyta; Magnoliopsida; Fabales; Fabaceae
Product: tobamovirus multiplication protein 2B
Exons: 5
Coding region: 93-548 (151 amino acids)
Source: RefSeq, a predicted model, not a curated record
UUCAUAUCACAAUCACAAAGAAAAUUACAAGUUAGAAAUUAUGAGCAGUAAAAAGUAAAAAAUGAAAAAAUAGCAGUGAAACAAUAAAAGCGAUGGAAAAAAUGGAACGACGGCGACAAGAUCCACCAACCGCUAGCAGACGAAGGUCGUUGUGGCGAACUAUGUCGACACAAGGCGCUUCCUCCACCGGCGACACCGCCAAAGCAAUAGUUGCCGAACAAAUCUCACAGACGGUUCAAUCCACAUCAAACCUUCUUCAUCUCAUGCAACACUCUUCUCCUGCUCAGGCUAAACUUGUUAAGCUUCCUAAGAAUCUUUUGGCAAAGGUUUCUACUAUUAAGAAUACAGAGCAGGUUUUAGAGCAGUUGCCUCGGGUAAUAUCGUCGCUGGAUGCACAUAUGGAAAAUGGAUUGCAAAAUGUUCCACAACUGAAGACUGUGGUUCAGUUACUUGCAAAUAUGGAAAGUAGCCAGCUUAGUUCACUAUCCCGAACCCAUGUUCUUGAGAAGGAACAUGAAUCAGGAAACCAAUCUCAAGAGACGGAUUAAUUGUACUUUCGUUGAUUGGGAGUUUGACCUCUGAUCAAUUCGUCCAGAAUUUUUGAAAGCUUCGGACUGAUCAUCUUUGAUUUCAUCAUAGCAGCUAUGUUUCUUCUUGUGUCUAUCAGCAAAUCAAAAUAACAAAGUGCUGUACUACUGUCCCGCAUUCUGAUACGGUAAAUAGUUUCAACUGUAGAAAGCUGUCAAUAUUAUGAGUUUUGACAAUGUGCUUAGGUUUCAAACUUGGAAUCUUGUCCAAUGAGUUCAAAGUCAGGUUAUUAAUUAAUAGGUAGCAAAUGUCAACAUAUGUAUGUGUACACAUUUUCAGCUUGUGUUUUUUGGUUUUUCGAUUUUGAUGAAUUGAACCUUUGCCAAUUGUUUUGUGCAAAGUGAUGCAUUUUUUAUAUCACUGUCAAACUCAGUAGUCAUUUCUUUAUAUCCCAAUGUCUAAUAUACUUGUACUUAUUAUAUCA